This is a messenger RNA of Rhinichthys klamathensis goyatoka, 2562 nucleotides long. RefSeq names its product protein O-linked mannose N-acetylglucosaminyltransferase 2 (beta 1,4-) (gene pomgnt2). Gene Ontology annotation, molecular function: protein binding; protein O-acetylglucosaminyltransferase activity. The record is from RefSeq and is a predicted model, not a curated record. Bases 400 to 2148 code for a protein of 582 amino acids. Lineage: Eukaryota; Metazoa; Chordata; Actinopteri; Cypriniformes; Leuciscidae. Gene Ontology annotation, biological process: protein O-linked glycosylation via mannose. Gene Ontology annotation, cellular component: endoplasmic reticulum. The transcript has 2 exons.
GCGAUAACACACGAAUACAAACGUCAGACUGAUUAGAGGCGAUAAGAUCUCGCGAGGUUUUCUCGUCUGAGCUCGGUCAUAGCUGUGGGUGGAGACUUCUCCAGCAGCUGGUUAAUGCUCGCAGAAUACGCGCGACAGAGUCGAUUUUGUGCAACGUAGCGAUAAGAUUGCCGAUAAGCCUUCAGUUAAUCGCUGUGGUGAAUGAACACAUCUUGCAUUUAACACAAUUACCCGGAAAAUGCUGCGUUUGUCCGUUGUAAAGUUGUAAAUGAUCAUUGGCGCUGGUUUGCUGGAGCUACUGUUGAAACAGUGUAUCCGCAGUGAAUUCACAUCACUUCGUCCUGGCUCACCUUUCCCACAGGUAGAGGAGCAUGAGUGUGGGGUCGGAGUUCUGCUGCGAUGCGUGCUAUUGGGUGUAGGAUGAACCUGCCGGCAGUGCUAAACGGCCUGCUGGUGUCAGUGGUGGCAGCCUUGCUUUGGAAAUACGUUCGCCUGAUUGAACACACAUCUCAGUUGGAAGAGGAGCUACAGCUCACACGCCAAUCACAGGAGUUCUCACAGGUGCGUAUCGACUACCACGGUGCCCUGUUAGCACUCCAAGAACAUGGCACCAGAAUGGUCUGCACUGGGAAGAUGCACACCGAUCGCAUCUGCCGCUUUGACUACCUCUGCUACUGCACGGAGGCUGAGGAGUUUGUAUUCUUCCACAGUAAUGACUCUGUGAUGCUGCCCAACCUUGGCCCUCGGCGUUUCCAGCCCGCCCUGCUGGACCUCUCUUCUGUAGAAGACCACAACACUCAAUACUUUAACUUUCUUGAGCUCCCGGCAGCGGCUCUGAAGUUCAUGCCGAAACCUGUGUUUGUGCCAGAUGUCACUCUAAUUCUGAACCGAUUUAACCCAGACAACCUCAUGCACAUUUUCCACGAUGAUCUUUUGCCAAUCUACUACACAAUGCAGCAGUAUUCAGACUUGGAUGACGAAGCCAGGCUUGUCUUCAUGGAGGGUUGGGGUGAAGGUGCUCACUUCGAUCUCUACCGUUUGCUCAGCAGUAAGCAACCACUACUCAAGAUGCAGUUAAAGACCUUUGGCAAACUCAUGUGCUUCACCAAGUCCUACGUAGGACUUUCAAAGAUGACAACAUGGUACCAAUAUGGCUUUGUGCAACCGCAAGGACCCAAAGCCAACAUUCUGAUAUCGGGUAACGAGAUCCGCCAGUUUGCUUCAUUUUUGAUGGAGAGGCUUAACAUCACGCGAGAGGAGGGCGAUGACUACAUUGUAGUUUUUAAACGUACCACUAACAGGCUCAUCCUCAACGAGGCGGAACUUCUUCUUGCUUUAGCCCAAGAGUUUCAAAUGAGGACUGUCACUGUGUCUUUGGAGGAGCAGUCGUUUGAUAGCAUUAUCCAAAUAAUUAGUGGGGCGUCUAUGUUGGUCAGCAUGCACGGAGCCCAGAUGAUCACCUCCAUGUUCUUGCCCCGUGGUGCCGCUGUGGUUGAACUCUACCCUUAUGCUGUAAACCCAGAGCAGUACACUCCCUACAAAACCUUGGCCUCCUUACCUGGCAUGGACCUUCAGUAUGUCGCAUGGCGAAACACCAUGGAAAAAAACACUGUUACAUAUCCCGAUCGCCCCUGGGAUCAGGGUGGCAUCGUCCACUUGGACAAAGAGGAACAAGAACGUAUCCUUGCCAGCAAGGAUGUGCCAAGACAUCUUUGUUGUCGUAAUCCAGAGUGGCUUUUUCGCAUUUACCAGGACACUUUUGUGGACAUCGCCUCUUUUCUGGACGUACUCAGAGAAACUCUAAAAAAGCCUAAUCUCAAAAAGGUUAAGGUGGCUAGCACUGUACAUCCUGGUCGAGUCAGAGAGCCCAAGUGUCAGACGUCAGUACAGGCCACCAAUGAAGCAAAGCUCUCAGUGUCAUGGCAGAUCCCUUGGAACCUGAAGUACUUGAAGGUUAAAGAGGUGAAAUAUGAGGUGUGGAUCCAGGAGCAGGGAGAGAACACAUAUAUGCCUUACAUUCUGCCCCAUCAGAACUACACAUUCUCAGAGAACAUCAAACCCUUUACCACAUAUUUAGUAUGGGUGCGCUGUAUCUUUAACAAGAACCUCUUGGGCCCGUUUGCAGAUGUUCUUAUAUGUAAAACUUGAUUCAGCAAUCAGUUUAAACGUAACACUGUCACUGUCAGCUAGUGAAGAAUUAAUUUGAAGAUUAAUUCUCAGCAGAUAUCCUGAAAAUUAAACGGUGUGACACGGGUGAAUUGUUUUCGACCUUGGUAGUCAUUCUUGUGACUUGACUGUUCUUCAUGGUCCUUAUGGAGUGUCAUAAACUAACGGAUAAUGAAAGCCCUGGCUGCAAUUAAGGUUAGAAAGGGAAUCCAGUUUACAGAACUGGCCAGUCCUUUUAGAUUGCGUAUCAUCAUCCAAGCAAAGUUCUCAAUUAAUUUAUUUAUAAGAAAUGUAUUAUGUAAUUUAAAUUCAUAUUUAUAAGUUCAAGACACUGGUUUUGUCUGACACCUGCUUUUGUUAACUGAAAUAUUGCACACAUUUCUGUGGCUUAAGUGA